Molecule: messenger RNA, 1306 nt
Organism: Schizophyllum commune H4-8
Lineage: Eukaryota; Fungi; Basidiomycota; Agaricomycetes; Agaricales; Schizophyllaceae
Product: NAD(P)-binding protein
Exons: 4
Coding region: 465-1220 (251 amino acids)
Molecular function (GO): oxidoreductase activity
Source: RefSeq, a predicted model, not a curated record
AGCCGAAUGCACCCUUCUCAAGCGCCGAACUCAAAGGAUGCUGACUGAUCUAUGUGCCGUGUCGGUCUGAUAUUCAGAAGGCUUCGUAAUCCCCGAGAGUCGGACUCGUCUCGUAUUGACUCUUCGAAGAUGUCAUUGACGGGGAUAGCGAGCGAGCGUAUCCGACUAUUUGUCCCCCAGUGACUUUUCGUCCCAGAAGAGUAGGCCCUCGGUCUGUUCUCCCCCUAGUCGAAGUCAGCGAAGGUCGGUCACCGAGGGAAGAUUUCGGCAUAAGAGGGAGGCGCGAGCUCACAAGCAAGCCUACUUUCGAGACCGUCGUGUAAGCAGUAGACUUGGAAUUCCCGAGAGACCGCGCAACGAUGACUGAGUCGCAGUCUAAGUACGGUAUAUAGGAAAGCUGAGCUAUAUCAUUGGCGCUACUCACACCUAGAUACACCUCUUGCAGCGUAUAAUCCGGGCACCUCAUGUCCCCCACCGUCUACCUGCUCACUGGCGCAAACCGCGGUAUUGGCCUCGGCCUCGCCAAACAAAUCGCAGAGCGCCCUGACGCCAUCCUCUUUGCCGGCGCUCGCGACCCCGAGCGCGCUACCGACCUACAAGCCCUCGCCGCCGCUCACCCCGACCGCGUGCACGUCCUCAAGAUCGUUUCCGCUGACAAGACAAACAAUAUCGCUGCCGUCGAAGAGAUUAAGCGUGUGGCCGGCCGCCUCGACGUAGUCAUCGCGAACGCCGGCAUCAGCGACUGCUUCAUGCCGGCGCUUGAGGUCCCACCUGAGGAAAUUAUCAGGCAUGUCGAGAUAAACACCAACGGACCCCUGGUGCUCUUCCAAGCAACGUAUACGCUUCUGCGCGAGAGCGCCAAGCCGAAGUUCAUUGUCGUCUCCUCCGGUAUGGGCAGCAUCACCUUCGGCGCCAGUCAGCCUGUAAACACAUACGCCUACGGCGCGUCUAAGGCCGCUGUCAACUGGGUGACGCGCAAGUUGCACCAUGACUUCCCCGAUUUUAUCAUUUUCCCCAUUAACCCGGGCGGCGUUGACACGGAUAUGGCCCACGACUCGCUGGCGCGAGAUCCCGGCAUGGAGGGGCUGCAGAAAUCCUUGAACAUGAUCACCGUUGAGGAGAGUGCGCGGAGCAUCCUCGAGCAGAUUGACAUCGCGACAAGGGAGACGCACGGUGGAAACUUCGUCGACUACUCUGGGCUAGGAAAAUGGGCAUGGUAGACCAUCGAUGCGUGGAGAAAUCUGUAAGCAGUAGUAUGAGCGUGCGCCGCAGAAAAAUGGAACACACAGCUUGGACGUGCCCACCC